AGGGUUGCCACAGUGUUGGUUUUAUUUCUCUGUCCCUCUCUUCUUAAUGCACUUCAUUGCUUUAUUCCAGAGCAGGACGGCGCUACCCGAGAGGACAACACUGAGCUGAACAGAGCUGGAACAAACGACAAAGGGGACACUGUUCAAAUCAAAUGACUGAAAAUACAUCAUUUGUUCCACUUUUCUUGGGGCUCAUUCUCACUGCGACAGGUGUAUAUGCCUCCUGUCCCAUUGAGUUGAGCCCCCCCAGUGUUGUGGUGAAAUAUGGACACUCAGUCUCAGUCAACUGCAGCACAUCAGAGGUUCUGUUCGAUGGAAUCGGCUGGGAGGUUCCACAAGGAGGCACAGGCGUAGAGAAGGUCAACCAUUUAACCUGGACUGUGGAGAGCCUAACAGAUUGGGACAUUUCUCCCCAUUGCUUCUUAAACCCACCACCAAACGGGACAUUUCAACAGUGCUCCAGGACAGCAAAAGUUGUACUUUAUACGUUCCCAGAAAAAAUUAGCAUCAGCUCCAACAGUGACUCCACUGUGAUGAUAGAAAAGGAAGAGUAUAACUUCACAUGUCACAUCCACCACGUAGCACCUGUUCAAAAUCUCACUGUCAGAUGGUACAAGGGGGAUACGCUAAUCCAUACAGAAACCUUUGGCAAUUCCAAUAAGCAUCCAGUGGAUCAGUUAUCUGUCUACAGCUUUACUCCGACUAGAAAAGACAACGGAGUCACAUUCAGAUGCGAGGCUCACAUGGACCUGGGGCCAGAAGGGCCACAUCAUAGUGUGUCAUCAGGAGAGUUUUAUAUCAUAGUUUCCUUUGGCCCAGACAUACAAUGUUCUGUCAUUGACUUAUCGGAAGGGCAAACUUUGGAUGGACAUUGUCCUGCGGAAGGAAAUCCCAUCCCGCAGCUCACGUGGAAAAAAGACGGCCAGCAGGUAGACCCGAGAAUCCCUCUGAGCAGGGGGAACGCAGGGUCGUACACCAUUGUAGCUGAGGGCAAUUCCUUAGCUGUAAAGGAGAUCACGGUUCGUGUAUCGUAUAAACCAGAGCUGUGGUGUCCAAGCUCUUACACCGCACUGGAGUAUGCUCCUCACAACCUCACCUGCACCUUUGAUGGCUUUCCUCAACCUCAGAUAGUGUGGUACAAAGAUGGUGAGGAGGUGGAACUUCCAGAGAACUUUACAAGAAGUGACUCAGGACAGUACUUGAUCACAGCUUCAAACCGUCUGUCAAGUACGAACCUCACAGUGGAGAUUAUUGUGCAUUCCCCGCCAUCACAGAUAGUUGAACUCGAAGACACGGAAGCUGAGGUCGGUUCUGAUGUGUCGCUGAAAUGCUCCUCCUCGGGUAACCCACGACCAGAGUAUAACUGGACUUAUUACCAGGCGGACAAUGUGGUGGAGGCAUAUGAGGACGGAGUUACCCGUCUGCUCAUCCACAACGCUACUGCAUACAACAUUGGCUCCUACACAUGUCACGCCUUCAAUCACAGAGGAAACGUCUCUAAAACAGCCAGAGUCACUGUAAAGAAUGCCACGCAAAAAUGCCCUAUCGAAAUAACUCCAGACAGGAUGGUGGUACAUUACCAAGGACCGAGCCAGACUGCAACAUGCAACCCAAAACACAGCGGAAAUGAGAUAGAUAUACGCUGGCUGGUUCAGCAAGGCAUCGGAAGUAACAGCACAACUUGGCGUGUUGACACCCAUAACGACUGGGACCCUAGACCUGUUUGCAUUGCAACGUUUAAGGGCAUAGGAACAUGCAAUAAAUCUUUAAGCUUCACUCUCUAUAAACCACCAGAUGCUGUCUUCCUCCGUCCUUUCACUGACUUGAGUUCAGUGGUAGAGGGUGAAGAGGUCCAGCUCCAGUGUGACAUUAUCAAUGUGGCUCCUGCAUGGAACGUCACUGUGCAGUGGUAUCAAGGGAAUGGCACCCUCGAACCAUUUACCAGAGGCUCAGUGCGAGUGACUGGCUGUCUGAGUGAAAACGGCACAGGCUGUGACAUCAGUCAGAUCAAAUCUCCAGUUAAUGUGUCGUCUACCAUCAGCAUCACUGUGAACAGAACACACAGUGGGGCAGAGUUCACAUGUGAGGCUCAGAUGGACCUGGCACCUGAGAAACCGAUGUUGAUGUCCCAUCCUGUCAAGAUCACCGUCCACUAUAAGCCCACCAUUAACACCACAAAGCUUCCAAAGACAGUCCCAGUGUUCAGAGGUUACCCCGAGGACCUAACUUGUGAGGCUGAUGGUUACCCACCUCCAAAGAUCCAGUGGGUCUACGACACAGACAAAGUGCCCCAUGUGUCUGAAAACACACUCACCGUGUCUGAAGCAGGCUUCUACAACUGUACUGCUGCCAAUGAACAUGGUUCCGUCUUCUAUGUGGUCAAAGUGAUUUUAAAGGAGGACUACCUGCCCCUCAUAGCUGGAUUUGUGGCAGUCACAGUAGUCGCGAUCUCCAUCAUCUUCCUCUUCAUUUACUCAAUCUACUACAAGAACACCAAGAUGCGUCGCUACAGUCUUAAAAACCCCAAACUCAGCACCCACAAUGGUAACGUAGCUCACAGCUGGGACACGCAGUUUCCUAUGACCAAACUGUCUUAGCGAUGCAUCAGUAGAUAUCACAGAAUGGAUAGCUGACCACUCUGAAUGAGCUGCAUCUCUCUGCUACUACAGUCUACGGUGUCUGAGAUGUACAAUUCUAUAUUUACUACUGGAUUCUUCCUGUUUUCACUGGACAGAAAGAACAAGAGGAGCAAGGUCUCAAGGUCUGUUUCUUUGUGAGCACAAACUAAUCUGAUUAUGAAUGUUUUGAUUUCAGGUUUGAUUUCCCAUAUUCAUUUGUAUUUAAACUCAGACCCCUAUGUAUGUCAUUAUUUUGCAAUUACUUUUUGUAUGCUUUUUAAGAGUUGAUGAGCCUAACACUGCUGGAGUUUUAACAGUCUCACAAACAGGAAGUGCACUGCCGUACUUGUUUUUUUGUUUGAUGCUGGGCCCUCUGAACAUGUGUGAAAGGUUCCACAGGUGUGAAAAUGUGCUCAUUGUGUGAAUACUGUGUGCAUACCAUUUCUUGAGCCCACUGUCCCUUCACUAUUCUUUCUAAGCCACUCUGCACUCCUUUCUGUUUGUAGCCUUCUCUGUGCCUGGCCCUUUGUCGUGCCAUACUGUGCCAGGCUCUGGCCUUAUGGGACAAAUUGUCUUGUUCCACAGUUGUAUCCUUUUGUAUGAAUGACUGUGGGCAUUAUAGCCUAUCAGAACUGUAUAUUCAGGAUAUUUUUAUAUGUAAAUGCAAUACUGAAUAUUUAUUUAUGAGAAACAUUAAGAUGGAACAAAUUAGCAUUGGAAAUGGACUGCAGAUAGAUGUGUAAACAUUGCACAGGAUGGAAUAGUUAGUGGAACUGAAGUCCUACCUGUGAUUUUAAGGACAUGAGAGUAUUGUAUUUGUGAAUACUGCUGUAAAUAUUUAUGACUGGUGUAAACAGUAUAAACAGUAUUUUGUUAUUAAAAACGUGGCUUUUUAAA
This is a messenger RNA of Toxotes jaculatrix (banded archerfish), 3515 nucleotides long. Its product is annotated as hemicentin-1-like. NCBI's taxonomy places the organism in Eukaryota, Metazoa, Chordata, Actinopteri, Toxotidae. The record is from RefSeq and is a predicted model, not a curated record. The transcript is spliced from 11 exons. Gene Ontology annotation, biological process: cell adhesion. Gene Ontology annotation, molecular function: integrin binding. The coding region runs from base 153 to 2597 and encodes 814 amino acids.